CGAUUUCUUACUUGUGUUUUCACUAUAAAAACAAGUCGACAACAGCGAGGAAAUUCCAAACAUAUCUCACUUGCUCUUUCCUUCUUCACUCUCAGUUUCCGUCUUUAUCUCCUUAGGCUUGGUUUAGAGAAUGGAAAAUCCGGUAAAAAGGGUGUUGCUUACCUCUAAUGGGGACGAGAUUUCUCAGAAUAUUGCUUUCCAUUUAGCCAAGCGAGGAUGCAGGUUGGUCUUGAUGGGAAACGAGAACUGUCUAAAAAGUAUCAGCGAGAAGAUAGCAGGAACAGUAAGGGGUAUUGUGCCUGUGGAGAUUGUAGGAAUGGAUAUGGAGGAGGAGAGGGAGGGAGCUUUUGAUGACGCAGUGUGUGAGGCAUGCAGGAUUUUGGGGAAUUUGGAUGCUUUUGUACAUUGCUACGACUAUGAAGGAAAGAUGCAGAACCCUUUAGAAUUAGUUGAAGAUGAGUUCAAAAAGAUAGUGAAAAUAAACUUUAUGGCUCCAUGGUUCCUACUAAAGGCAGUUGGAAGAAGAAUGCGUGACAAUAAGUUGGGAGGUUCAAUUGUCUUUGUGACCUCAAUAAUCGGUGCUGAGAGAGGAAUUUAUCCAGGUGCUGCUGCUUAUGGUUCAUGUUCAGCUGGAAUCCAGCAAUUAGUUAGACAUUCGGCUAUGGAAAUUGGUAAAUACAAAAUCAGGGUGAACGCAAUUGCACGGGGUUUGCACCUACAAGAUGAAUAUCCCUUAGCAGUGGGGAAGGAGAGAGCAGAGAAGUUGGUCACAGAGGUAGCGCCGCUCCAGAGAUGGCUUGAUGCUAGAAAUGAUCUAGCAUCAACUGUCAUUUAUUUAAUAAGUGAUGGCUCACUCUACAUGACUGGGACAACUAUAUUUGUCGAUGGAGGGCAGUCUUUGUCGAGGCCUCGGAUGCGAUCUUUCAUGUGAUACUUUUUUUUCUCUCUUUUAUUUCAGUAUAUAUGGUAGUGGAAUGAGAAAGGGUGUCAUAUUCAUGUUUACAAAUUCAUCAAUUUUAUGGGGCUAUUCGGUUGAGUAGCAUCACGUCUAUAGAACAUUAAUUUUAUGUAAAGUUUUUCAGUUAUCUUGCAAUGUUUUGUUAAUGAUCCAAGAAGAGGAAUUUCUCCUGGUCUUUCUGAAGUUAUAAAAAAAAAAGCUCUGCUUAAUCUUGUUAUCA
This is a messenger RNA of Hevea brasiliensis (rubber tree), 1178 nucleotides long. RefSeq lists its product as uncharacterized. Bases 131 to 931 code for a protein of 266 amino acids. The transcript has 5 exons. NCBI's taxonomy places the organism in Eukaryota, Viridiplantae, Streptophyta, Magnoliopsida, Malpighiales, Euphorbiaceae. The record is from RefSeq and is a predicted model, not a curated record.